CGAGCUCAACAUUUUUCGGACAACAAAGUGUAAGAGACUGAUUAAACAAAAUCGAGACUUUAUAGUACUCAGGUUUGUCGGAAUCGACUGAGUAUCGAAAUUAUUGUGGUGUUUUGUGAACAGAAACCAAGGAUUAAAGAUGGUUCAAUCUGUGUUAAUUUCGCGUAACAAGGGUUUGGCGGAGCAAGAUCUAACUAAGCUUGAUGUAACAAAGUUACAUCCUCUGUUUCCUGAAGUCAUUUCUCGCCAAGCAACCAUAAAUAUCGGAACCAUUGGUCAUGUCGCUCACGGUAAAUCGACUAUAGUGAAAGCUAUCUCUGGUGUUCAGACUGUGCGUUUUAAGAAUGAAUUAGAGCGUAACAUUACCAUUAAGCUUGGUUAUGCAAAUGCAAAGAUUUACAAGUGUGAGGAUGACAAGUGCCCUAGACCAAUGUGCUACAAGUCAUAUGGGAGUGGAAAAGAAGACAACCCAACUUGUGAUGUCCCCGGAUUUGAGAAUUGCAAGAUGACACUACGGAGACAUGUCUCAUGUGUCGAUUGUCCGGGACAUGAUAUUCUUAUGGCGACAAUGCUCAAUGGAGCAGCAAUCGUGGAUGGUGCUUUACUUCUAAUUGCUGCUAACGAGAGUUGUCCACAACCACAAACCGCUGAACAUCUUGCUUCUGUUGAUAUGAUGCGCCUUAAGCAUAUCAUAAUCCUUCAGAACAAGAUUGAUCUCAUUAAUGAGAAAGCCGCCACUGAACAGCACGAGGCUAUUCAGAAAUUUAUAACGAACACGAAUGCUGAGGAUGCACCUAUAGUUCCUGUCUCAGCACAACUGAAAUACAACAUUGAUGUUGUGAGUGAAUACAUUGUCAAGAAGAUUCCAAUCCCUGUGAGAGACUUUGUGUCACCACCAAAGAUGAUUGUGAUUCGUUCUUUCGAUGUCAAUAAACCUGGCUCGGCGGGUCAUGAAAUGAAAGGUGGUGUUGCUGGUGGAAGUAUCCUCCAGUGAACCAACUGAUUGAAAUUAGACCUGGUAUCACUGGCAAAGAUGAGCAUGGAAACUCAAAAUGCACUCCAAUUUACUCGCGUAUAACUUCACUAUACGCGGAACAGAACGAGCUUCAGUUUGCUGUACCGGGAGGUCUAAUCGGAGUUGGAACAACCAUGGACCCUACGCUUACGCGUGCUGAUAGGUUGGUUGGUCAAGUCCUUGGUGAAAUGGGUACUCUCCCUGACGUCUUUGUUGAGCUUGAAGUAAGUUACCAGCUUCUGACUCGUCUCAUUGGAGUGAGGACAAAGGAAAAAGAGAAGCAAAUGAAAGUGUCAAAGCUAACCAAAGAAGAGAUAUUGAUGGUGAACAUCGGGUCUAUGUCUACGGGAGCUAAGGUUAUUGGAGUCAAGAAAGAUAUGGUGAAACUCCAACUGACGUCUCCGGUGUGUACCACCAUAGGAGAGAAGGUUGCUUUAAGCCGACGUGUCGAUAGGCAUUGGCGUCUAAUUGGUAAGGGUCAGAUUAUGGCUGGAACCACCAUCGAUGUUCCUCCUCCUCCUUUCUAAUGAAGUAGUGAUGAGUUUUUUAUAUUGUUUGCAUUCAAAAAUAAUUAACAUGUGCCUUUGUAUGUUUAAUCACUUUCUUUCGACUACAAUAUAAAACUAUAUUCAUAUUUAACACAACAUUGACGAAAAUUUAAAAAACAAAUUCAU
Arabidopsis thaliana (thale cress) is the source of this 1689-nucleotide messenger RNA. RefSeq names its product Translation elongation factor EF1A/initiation factor IF2gamma family protein. The coding region runs from base 140 to 994 and encodes 284 amino acids. The transcript is spliced from 7 exons. NCBI's taxonomy places the organism in Eukaryota, Viridiplantae, Streptophyta, Magnoliopsida, Brassicales, Brassicaceae. The record is from RefSeq and is marked reviewed. Gene Ontology annotation, molecular function: GTPase activity; tRNA binding; GTP binding.